AUGGUCGCAGAUGAUGAAGAUCAAGCCAUUCUCCGUCGAAUCGAAAAUGAAAGGCUUCAGGAGCAGCGCGAACACCGAAAAGAGGUUGAAAAGGAAAUGCGUGCUGAGAACCAAAAAUGCCGGGAGGAAGCUCGUGAAGAGCGUCGAAAGAUACGCGAGGAAACACGCCGCUUCGAGAGGGAGUGCCGAAUGGAAAUGUACAGGUCCAUCAACAACGCUACGGAUGACAAGGGCAAGGCCCUUGCUAUGGGCAAAAUGCUAGCCAUGCUGAAACAGAACGAGUUCCCCAGGCGACUGAACGGCAUGGGCCGCGAUGAACAUGAAUACGUGUUUGACGCCAGCAUAAUGCGAGGGCCAAGUCAAACUGUCACCUACACUAGUCGGUUUGUAGACCGUCUGAGUGACAUCACGGACGAUAUGUGUAUUUCGGGCGCUCUCUCCAUCAAGGCUGCCAAGAUUGGCGGCAACGGCAGAGGCUCUUUCAUCGACAGCGACAAAUUCAAGGAGUCCGAUUUGACGUUUUACAUUUCAGUAAAGGUCGUCAACCAGACUAUUAACUUUAAGGACGCGCUCCAUUUCAAUGAUAUUCAAGGAGUAAACAAGGAAAACUUUCAAAAAGUGUAUGGAGACACGUUCAUCUCUGGAUUCCUAGAGGGAGGCGAGUUCAACGCCGUCGUCAGCAUGAAGAUUCUUGACAAGGCUGAGAAGUUGGAUCUUCAGAAGGAAGCAAAGAUUGCCUUCACAGCUGGCCCCAUGGGUCCUGAAGCCGAGUCUAACAUUGCUAUUGCUCGAAAUAAGAUCGAGUCUAACACGGAGACUACGAUUCAAGUAAGCUGGUGUGGCGGUGGACGAAUAAAACCUAUGGAGCAGCAAUGGGAUAUUAAGAGCCUCAUGAAAGCAGCAACACGCUUCCCUGAUCUCGUGGCAGAGUGCCCCCAGAGGACGUACGCUAUUCUUACUAAGUACGAAAACCUAAGAAGCUUCAUCACAAAACAUCGACCAGCUCAUUCGAAACUUCAGUAUGAGAAUGCGCAGAUUUACACAAAUAUGCUUAUGGAGUCGUUCAUGAGUUACAAAACGCUAUAUAAGCAGAUCUCCGACCAAAUGUUUCAAGUCCGCCAGAAAACGAUGGAAAUUGUGCCGUGGGAAGUAAAGGAAGCUUCUGAGGUAUUUGAGAAAGUGGACAGUGCCCAAAAGUCGGCCUCUUCUACUUCUGCAGUUACAGUGCAGGCGAAGACCACCGAGUCAAGCACGAAGAAAGACGGAUUUUACCCCUAUAUUGAAGACAACAGCCCGUUUGAGGCAACUAUCGAUGGGCUUGAUCAGGCACGCCAGGCUAUCCGGCGUCAAAUGGCUCGCAUUGUUAAUGAAGUCGACGCAAUCGAGGUGAACCCUGGCAUUGCGACCGACGAGGACCACUGUGAGCCUUUUCAACCUCCUGCCUCAUUCGAAAUGCGAAUUCCUGUCGUUACUACUCCAGAAAUCCUGCCCCAUGAGAAGAUGCCUUCUAUGAAGCAGCGCAUCUUCAACUUGAUGCGGCGACGAGUUCGUCUUAUUUUUAGGAGGAAAAGCUGUGGUGAACAAAAGAGCCAGUGA
Messenger RNA from Colletotrichum truncatum, 1596 nucleotides. NCBI's taxonomy places the organism in Eukaryota, Fungi, Ascomycota, Sordariomycetes, Glomerellales, Glomerellaceae. The record is from RefSeq and is a predicted model, not a curated record.